Molecule: messenger RNA, 1866 nt
Organism: Triticum dicoccoides
Lineage: Eukaryota; Viridiplantae; Streptophyta; Magnoliopsida; Poales; Poaceae
Product: F-box/FBD/LRR-repeat protein At1g16930-like
Exons: 4
Coding region: 1-1668 (555 amino acids)
Molecular function (GO): protein binding
Source: RefSeq, a predicted model, not a curated record
AUGGAGGCGGCGGCCUCAGCUGCUGUUGCGGCUGCCAAGGAGACGGCGCUGGCUGCGGCUGCUGCGGCAUCGGCUGCUUCCAAGGAGGCGGCGGCGGCGGCUGCGGCUGUGACGGAGGCAGCGGCGACCGUCAAGGAGGCGGCGGCGAAGGCUUCGGCUGCUGCGUUAAACGCGAAGGAGGCAGCGGCCGUGGCGACGGCUGCAGGGGAGGCGGCGGCUGCCGCCGCCGCUAACGUCGCUGCCGCGACGGCAGCACUGCAAGCUUCAAAGAAGCGCAAGUUCCAUCUUGUCGACGACCAAGAUCCGCCGGGGAGUGGGAACGUCGAUCACAUAAGCCGUGUCCCCGACGCCGUCCUGGGCAGCAUCGUAUCUCUUCUCCCCACCAAGGAAGGGGCACGCACUCAGGCCAUCUCCCGCCGGUGGCGUCCGCUCUGGCUCUCCUCUCCUCUGAACCUCGCGUUAGACCGUGGACCCAAUAGCAAGGAAUUGAUUACAAAGAUACUCUCUGAGCAUCCUGGCCCCGCACGCCGCUUCUCGGUCUGCAUCUCUCAGAACGACGACAAGAUCGAAGGCUGGCUUAGUUCCCCAGCCCUGGACAACCUAGAGGAGUUCGAGCUUACCUACACGUUCUGGGGCAACAACAAGGACAAGUUGUGCCUGCUGCCAUUGUCCGUGUUCCGCUUUUCGCCCACUAUCCGCGUGGCCACAUUCUACGGCUCCCAUUUCCCCAACUUGAUCGCGCAGCUGUCCCUGAAGUUUCCGUGCCUCAAGCAGCUGACCUUGGAAAGGGUCACCAUCUCGGAGGACGUUCUCCAGGGCAUGCUCUCUGGCUGCCCUGCCUUGGAAAGCCUUGAGCUGAUGAAAGUUUUUGGCAUUGAUCGCCUUUGCAUCAGCUCCCAAACUCUUAAAAGUUUACGCUUUUUCGCCGGCUGGACCAGUCAAGGUCUCUUUUUGCAUGAGUUAGUCAUUGAGGACGCCCCGUGCCUUGAGAGAUUGCUACGUCUUGAUCCAGUGGGCACAAAGUCCAUAAAGAUAAUUGGUGGGGCACCUAAACUGGCGAUAUUGGGUAUGCUGUCUGAAGAUAUAUCUGAACUCCACCUUGGAAGUUCAGUUUUUCAGAAAAUGAUUGCUGUCAGUUUGACCACCAAAAUGCACACCAUGAGGGUUUUGGCUCUCAGAUCUACUGGCCCUAAUUUGGAUGCAGUGGUUAACUUCCUCAAGUGCUUCCCUUGCUUGGAGAGGUUGUAUGUCAUUUUCAAGUCAUGGGAGGUUAUCAAUAAUGUCCGGAGUUAUGAUCCACUGGACCCAAUUGAAUCCCUUGAGCUCCAUCUCAAAAAUGUGGUGUUGAAGAAUUAUGACGGCACCAAGAGUUCAUCUAUUGACUUUGCCAAGUUCUUUGUUCUGAAUGCAAAAGUGCUAAAGGAAAUGAAAAUCACAUUGCCUUACCACCGCCGGCACAGAUGGUUUGCUAAGCAAUUCAGCCUGCUACGAGUCAGAAGUAGAGCUUCUCAAGAUGCUCAAAUUGAAAUGAGAUGUGGCAGUCACGAGUAUUUCACACACAUCAAGCGUACCCAUGAUUUGUCAACUGACGACCCCUUUGACUUGCCCUCCAUAGGGUGCUCAAAGUGUAAAGAGAAGGGUCUAGGAGAUGCGGUAUACCAAAUUUAAAUAGAACAUUGGGCUGCCAAGACCACCAACCUGUGGUGCUAGCCAGUAAGCCUCCAAGCCUUUCUCUGAUGUAGUUGGUGCCCAUCCUGAAAAUUGACUUGCCUUCUUUUCAAAGCCCAAGCUUUUGUAUCUAGCCUAUAAUGUUGUCCCAGCCGUCUACUUCAUUUAGCAAUGGAAUGUUUUGUGGCCCACUCAGGA